Messenger RNA from Peniophora sp. CBMAI 1063, 909 nucleotides. NCBI's taxonomy places the organism in Eukaryota, Fungi, Basidiomycota, Agaricomycetes, Russulales, Peniophoraceae. The record is from the annotation of a GenBank genome assembly.
AUGGCUGCUACAACAACGUCAAGACGAAGUUCGACGAAGCUGACUAUUGCUCAGCCUGCUGAGGAUGGUGUCAAUCUUGUGGGCACGCUUGAGCAGCUCGAUCCGGACGCGCCAACACAGGGACGGAAGAUCGCGCUGAUUCUGCAUGGUACUAUGGGGCAUAAAGACUACCUAUUCCAGAAACGCCUAGCCCAAAACCUACCUCUCGACUCCUUCCGCUUCGACUUCCGCGGUGCGUUCGAAUCUGGCGGCAAAUGGAAGUACGCAGCGUUCCACGAAGAUCUCGAAGACUUGCGAGUGGUCGUCCGGCAUCUGCGAGAGACAUACGGCUACGUCGUCGAUCUAGUCGUCGGUCACUCGCGAGGAAGCGUCGUUGGUAUGCUGUGGCUUUGUACGUCUGAAGAGGGAAGGGAUGUAGGAGGUUUCGUGAAUGUGUCGGGUCGGUAUAGGAUGGAUCGAGUCUUACACGAUCACCACUAUAAACGCUACAAACCGGACUUCGACUCCAAAGGCCACUUCGAAUGGGAAGUCACAGUCGCCCGUCAGAAAGUCAUCGGACACAUAACCGAAGCUGAGAUGCACGAGUUCGCGUCUAUCGACACUUCCGUCGUCUGGUCUCGGUUUCCUGCGAAGACGGACGCGUUGACGAUACAUGGGCUGGCGGAUACUGUUGUUCCGGUUUUCGAUGCUACGAUCUAUGCGAGGGCGCUUGGGGCGGGGAGGGAGGGGACGCAUUCGUUGUGCUUGGUUGAGGACGGGGAUCAUAAUUUGACUGGCCAUAACGACGAGGUUGUGGGCGUGAUCUUGGAUUGGUGGAAGCAGCAUGAAGCUCGCGCUUUAAAAAGUGGAAUAUGGGGUACCGGAGUCCGGCCUGAGCCCAGCGCGACGCACAAACCGUCCAGACUAUAG